Aspergillus calidoustus is the source of this 1284-nucleotide messenger RNA. NCBI's taxonomy places the organism in Eukaryota, Fungi, Ascomycota, Eurotiomycetes, Eurotiales, Aspergillaceae. The record is from the annotation of a GenBank genome assembly.
AUGGCUACGAGACAAUCGGCUUUCGACCUCUCCACAUGCGCGCGCAAGAAUAUCCUGAAAUUGCAGCCCUACCGUUGCGCAAGAGAUGACUACAAAGAUGACGGAACGAAUAUCCUCCUCGAUGCGAACGAGAAUGCCUACGGUCCGGGUCUGGCGCUGAACGACCAAGGGGCCCUCCAGGAGUCAGCGGUCAAUGGCGGCUCGACGGGGUCGUCGAAGCCGGAGAUUGACCUCCUGGGAUUGAACCGUUACCCAGAUCCCCACCAACACCCGCUUAAACAACUCUUCUGCAACCUCCGCAACACCCACACCCACACAGACAAGAACAUCGGCCCCGAGAACCUGUUCGUCGGUGUUGGCUCAGAUGAAGCCAUCGAUGCCCUUCUCCGCGCCUUUUGCGUCCCCGGCAAGGACAAGAUCCUCACCUGCCCCCCAACAUACGGCAUGUACUCCGUCAGCGCCGACGUCAAUGAUGUCGAAAUCGUCAAAGUCCCCCUAGAUACCGAAAACGGCUUCUCCCUGCAGCCCGAGAAGAUCAAUGCCGCGCUCGCCACAGACCCCACAAUCAAACUCGUCUACAUCUGCUCUCCCGGAAACCCAACGGCGAACUUGAUCGCCAAGUCCGACAUCCAAAAGGUCCUCGAACACCCGACAUGGAACGGCGUCGUCGUUGUCGACGAGGCAUACAUCGAUUUUGCGCCCGAAGGGUCCAGUCUCGCUGAGUGGGUCGCCGAAUGGCCCAACCUCGUUGUAAUGCAGACGCUCAGCAAGGCAUUUGGUCUGGCCGGUAUCAGAUUGGGCGUCGCAUUCACAAGCCCGCCCAUCGCAACCCUCCUCAACAGCCUAAAAGCUCCCUACAACAUCUCCAGCCCAACAAGCGCGCUCGCAACCGCCGCCCUCGGCAACCCAGCCAACCUUGAAGUCAUGCGCAACUACCGCGAGCGAAUCAUCACACAGCGCAACCGACUCCUCACUGAACUUCCCAAGAUCCCGGGUAUCGGGCGCUUCCGCGGCGGUACGGAGUCGAACUUCCUCCUCGUUGAAGUCCUCGAUAGGCCUGCGGACCAGGGCGGGAAGCCUAGCAACGUUGUCGCGCUGGCGGCGUACGAGGGUAUGGCUGAAAAGCGUGGCGUUGUGGUGCGGUUCCGCGGGAAGGAGCUUGGGUGUGAGGGCUGUCUGAGAAUAACGGUUGGCACAGAGGAGGAGGUUACGAGGUUCCUGGAGGAGAUCAAGCUUGUUCUUGGCGACAUACUUGGCGGGGGUGAAAUCGCGUCGAGAAAGUAA